CAUAGCAAUUCAAAAUGGUGUUGUACAGUUAGGCGACGAAAAACAAAAUUUACAUUUUUCGCAGUUUCAUUAGCUCUUUCUAGGCCUAGUAUAGAUUGCCAUUGAUUUGAAGAGAAGUUGGUGGUGGUUCCUUAACCUAGACAAAUAUUGUGAACUCCAUUAAAUUCAUGAAAGGAAAUGAAACAAGAACCAACUUAAAAAAGCUGUAUAUUUUGUUUAGAGACAUACAUGUAUUGUGCUUGUCAGAUUGUUAUUGUUCAAAAAGAUGCGUAUUAAUGAAUAUACAGUGAUCUAUGGAGAUAAAGUUCUUCUUGUACCUUAUGAGUCACAUCAUGUACCAAAAUACCAUGCAUGGAUGCAGGGGAGAGAACUUCAACGCCUAACAGCAUCAGAACCGCUUACGCUUGAAGAAGAAUAUCAGAUGCAAAAGCACUGGAGGGAAGACAAUGAUAAAUGUACAUUUAUAAUUCUUGAUUUGAAAAAUUAUCAACGUCAUCAGGGAGGAUUAAAAGAUAAAGAAAUUGAUACCAUGAUAGGUGAUGUUAAUCUGUUUUUUAAUGAAGGAGAAAGUCGAGAUAUAGCUGAAGUUGAAAUAAUGAUAGCAGAUGCUGGUUCAAGAGGAAAGGGAUUUGGUAAAGAAGCGUUAAACUCUAUGAUGAGAUACGGUAUGGAAGUUCUACAUGUAAAUAAAUAUAUUGCUAAAAUUGGUUAUAAUAAUCAACCUAGUCUUGGUAUGUUUAAGAAAUUUGGUUUUGAAGAGGUAUCUAGAAGUGAUGUGUUUGAAGAGGUGACACUUGAACUUUAUCUUACAGAUGAAGAUAAAAUGAUGAUAUUAGAAAAUACACCAGUUUAUAGAAUAGAUGUUCAGGGCAGUUAAUACUAUAUAACAUAAUGUUUUUGUGGUUAUAGCAUGUUCUGUCUUCACUCUCUUGUGAUAAUAUAGACAAACUUCUAUCAGUUGUACUUCCUAAUCAUUACACUAGUCACUGUCUCUAUCAUUGAAAGUGUGCUGUUUAAGAUUAAGAGGUCUGUUAAAGAUGUGCUGUACUAUAAUUAAGAUUAUAUCAUAAUAAUGCACAAGCUAGAUUGACAUUACGGAUAUAGAUCUUCAUGAGCCCAGGUUAUUUUUUCUAGGCGAAUAUGUUUAGAAAAACUCAGGUUUCUCUUUUGUAAGUAUAUAUAUGCAAGUAUUUGUAUAUAAUAUUGUAUUGUGUAUAUAACAUGUUCAAUGAAUGAAACCAGAUUAUGUUUAUUGUUAUGAUACAAUAAAGAGAUUAUAGAAACCA
This is a messenger RNA of Patella vulgata (common limpet), 1286 nucleotides long. Its product is annotated as N-acetyltransferase 9-like protein. Bases 266 to 877 code for a protein of 203 amino acids. Gene Ontology annotation, biological process: protein acetylation. Lineage: Eukaryota; Metazoa; Mollusca; Gastropoda; Patellidae. The record is from RefSeq and is a predicted model, not a curated record. The transcript has 8 exons. Gene Ontology annotation, molecular function: N-acetyltransferase activity.